UCAACGAUAGGCUCCCUGGCAACCCAAUAGUAGUCUCUGAAUUCUCCUAUUGGCCCAAUAUUUAGUCAAUCACACAUCCCUGUGCUGUGAUUGGCUUCUCUAGCAGACGUGGGCGGUAGCUCUGCCCAAAAGAAGCGUUUCCUUGUGCUGUCAUAUGCGACGUAAAAGGCAAGGACCUACAGUUCAAGAGGAUACAGAAAGUUGACAUAAAUAAGGGAAUUUAGAGCAAAUAUAUAUUUGAUUAGUUUGAAUUAUAAAUGAUAUCUUUACGUCACACCGCCCAGCUAUCUUGAUGCGGACGCUGGAGGCGGUAAUCUGUCUGUUUGUUUAGCUAGCUGCUAUCGAGCCUCCUGCUCUUCAAACACACCGCCUGCGGGGCGAUGAGUACGGAUCUGUUGUCGGACUUGGACAGCCGCUUCUUCGCGGAUAACCUGCUGACGAGCGAAGACUGGGAUGCCUGCCUGUUCCAGUGUGAGAGCAUGGAGGAGGGCGAGGACGGGGACUUCGGCCGAGGCUUGAAAUACGACGCAUCGUUCGACAAUGACCUCGUGCUCACCCUCGAUCCUGACAACCCUACGUCGCCCUGGCGACACCUUGACGACAACCUUCUCACAGCUGACGCUCCGGCCAUUAAAAACGAAAUGACAAUAACGCAGCCGCUGCCGGUGGAGAUGUUGUUUCAGGUGAAAGCAGAGCCUCCCUCGCCCACGUCCUCGCUCGAGUCCGAGUGCUCGGCCUCUCCACCUGAACCACAGAUCACCAUUAAAGGCGAAAAUCCUCCAACUCCUCCCUACAUGUACGGAGACGUGCUGUCGCCUCCUCUAGGGUCCAUGGAGGUUACCGUAGCAACAACAGCACCCCCAACACAAACCCAGAUUGCUGCGGUGACACAGACGCAGCUCCAGGCGCCGCUGACGACGCCGAUCCCGGCGGUCAUCGGCGGGCUACAGACGCAGGCUACAGUCUCUCUCAGUCCGAGCUCGGCCACGUUAAAGGCCAACACCAUCCUGAGCACCAAACCCCCCAUCCAGCCCCGACCCGUGUGCGUCGCCACCCUCCCCGUCCCCCAGACCGCCACGCCAGCCAAGGCGCUCAUACUGCAGGGCCUCCCCGCCAUGGACCAGACCAGACCUGUCGUCAUCUCUCCGUCCGUCUGCCUCGGCUCCACGCCGGCCAUCGUCAAAAUGGAGCCCGUCUCUCCCAGCAUCCCCCAGCACUGCUCCAGCCCCACGGCCCCGCCCACCAGCAAACCCAUCGUCCCGGCGACCACGACUUUGCCCGGCAACAGCUCGAACGACAUCGAUAUGAAAGUGCUGAAGCGGCAGCAGAGGAUGAUAAAGAACCGCGAGUCGGCCUGCCAGUCGAGGAAGAAGAAGAAGGAGUACCUGCAGAACCUGGAGGCUCAGCUGAGGGAGGCCCAGCAGGAGAACGAACGGCUCCGCAAGGAGAACCAGGCACUGAGGGAGAGACUGGCAGGGAAGGAGGGCGCCGAAUCAGCGAGUAACAAGAGAGCCGUGUGCGUCAUGGUCAUCCUCCUCUUCAUGACCUUCAGCUUCGGACCCGUCAGCAUCACAGACAGGAAGCUGGCGACAGGUCUGCACGAAGACGUGGUGUCGUUUACAGGACGGCGGCUGCUGGAGAUCGAACAGCACCAGCAGGCGCCGCCGCCACUUACCAACAAAGUGGAGGACAAGACGGAGACGGAGGAGGACGGAGGAGACGAGCGAUGGAAGAGAGCGGAGGCGAAAUACGCCGCAGAGCCGUAUCAGUUCAGAAACCUGAGCGACGUGUUCAGUGAUGUGAAGGACCUGGUUCUGCAGGACAUCGACCGUUACUUCACCUCCUCAGACUGCCGGCAGUUCAACCGCUCCGAGUCUCUCAGUCAGCUGCAGGUGCUUCCUGGUCCUGAGGUCACCUACAGCGACUUCCUGGACGCCAUCGACCGCAGAGAGGACACGUUCUACGUGGUCUCGUUCAGACGGGAUCACCUCCUGCUUCCGGCCAUCAGCCACAACAAAACCAGCCGGCCCAAGAUGUCCCUGGUGAUGCCGGCCAUGUCUGUAAACGAGAGCCUCUAUAACUCAUCUCAGGGCUACGAGAUGAUGAUGCAGGUCGACUGCGAGGUCAUGGACACUCGGAUCGUCCCCAUCAAGUCGUCCGCCGUUCCCCCCUCGCUCCGAGACCCACCCCCGCCUCCCCCCUCCUCCCACGGCAGCUCCAACCAUCACCACAGCAACCACACCUCGCUCCGAGGACGCCACCAGCACCACCCCUCCUCUUCCUCUCCUUCUCAGAGGCAGCCUUUACCCGCCCGCCGACGGACAGAUGAAUACUUAAUCAGCCAAUCAGAAGGAGUCUGAAGGUCGGAGGUUAAGGGUUGGAGAAAGACUUGAAGUAUAACCUCACUGUCCCUGCACCAGGUAACGGUUCCUCCUCCAGCAAACAGGAAGCUCCUCUCCGCACACGAGUCGAGCUUCCUGCCGUUUCCAAAAAGGUGAAAAUUCAAGAAAACAAAUUGAACGUGAGGACGUCCCACAAACGCCAGCAUGUUUGUAAGAACGACAGCGGCGUGCAUGCUGCGUUUUAAUGUUUAACAGCGAGAACGCAGCAUGGAGAAGCUGCUCCAUCAAGCGCCCACAGCCACACAUCUGUCACCUAAGCUCCGCCUUCUGUACCUCAUAAUUCAGACAGAGGACGAGCUGAGCUUCUUCUUUCACGUACAAACAGGAAGUCUGUUCUAAUGCUCUGAAAGAUCCGAGUAAACGUCAGAAAUAAACUUUAAAGAAUAAAUUCAGCUCAUUUACAGGAUCAAGUGUAACGUUCAUCCUUCAGAGACACCGAGCACAGCGCUGAGACGUUAACCGGCGCCAGCGUGUUUUUCACGUUUUAGUGAGUCGUAAUUCUGAGAUACAGAAGCCCAGAGGAGCUGCAGCCUCUCAGCUGUCAGUCCGGCAGCUGCUGCACGAAGCAGGAGCCGCAAAGAUGUGACGGCGUGCGUACGGCGCGAGGUGUGGCAUCUAAAAUAUCGCCAGCAAAAAGCCAAACCAAUGAAAUUCCACUGAGAGUGAAACAAAAGCAGCUCGUUUGGUACUUCUGGGUUUUCUGUGGUACAGCAGUGAAAUCGUUUCUGCGUCGUGCGUCAGCCGUCGCCUUUAUCAACGUUUUGUUUUUUAUGCUUGUUUUGGAGCGGUUAUUUAAUAGUUGUAAAUAUGAGUGUAGAUAUUUUGUCACCUUUUUACUUUUUCUAAUUUUUGUUUUUUCACAACAAAAAGUAAAAAAACAAAGAAAAAUAUUUUGUAUUUGUCGGACGGUCCGGCGUGACUCUGUGCUGGUCGUCUGAACUCGGGAUUAUCUCCUGAUCUAAAAUAUUUAUGGAUAUAUAUGCAGAUUUUUGAUCUUUAUUAUUGUACAGAAUUAACGUGUAGAAAACUUCAUACAAUUUGUUUUAUUGUGAAAAAUCUUGGCCUGUUCUGCUCACUUCCUGUC
Molecule: messenger RNA, 3486 nt
Organism: Pundamilia nyererei
Lineage: Eukaryota; Metazoa; Chordata; Actinopteri; Cichliformes; Cichlidae
Gene: atf6b
Product: activating transcription factor 6 beta
Exons: 15
Coding region: 381-2360 (659 amino acids)
Biological process (GO): endoplasmic reticulum unfolded protein response; regulation of transcription by RNA polymerase II
Cellular component (GO): nucleus
Molecular function (GO): DNA-binding transcription factor activity, RNA polymerase II-specific; RNA polymerase II cis-regulatory region sequence-specific DNA binding
Source: RefSeq, a predicted model, not a curated record